Molecule: messenger RNA, 1377 nt
Organism: Schistocerca cancellata (South American locust)
Lineage: Eukaryota; Metazoa; Arthropoda; Insecta; Orthoptera; Acrididae
Exons: 3
Coding region: 1-1377 (458 amino acids)
Source: RefSeq, a predicted model, not a curated record
AUGAUGCGCCAGGCGAGCGGCGGGAGCUCCGAGCACAGCGACGGCAAGUCCGGUCCUACGAAGGUCAACCUGCCCCUGGAGAAUCCCAAGAAGAGCGACUCGUCCGUCCGGGAAGCGCAGAUGGCGCCCGCUUACGGAGCGCCCUUCGGCAGCCCGUUCGUGCCCUUCGGGUACCAGCCGAUGCCGUACGGUUACUCAACUGCACCGUACGGUCCUGCCAACUUUCAGUCCAGCUACUACAAGUCGGCAGAGCCGAAGCAGUCCAAACCCGGAGCGCCGCCGCCCACUCCGUACGUCCCACAGAACCCGGCCGUCCCCCCGGGCACCGAGCUGCCUAAGGACGGCGUAGGAGCGCCGCCGUCUCCGGCAGCCAACAGCGUCCUCAAAGCUGGUAUCCCGGCUCCUGCGGCCCCCGGCAGCCCUGCGCCGCCUUCAGCUGCCUCGAGUGCACCGGCGUCUUCGCCGCCUGCUGCCGGGGGCCAGGCGUAUCCCCAACCACUGCCCACCUACCAUGCGGACGAUAUGGGCAUCGGAGGCGAGGACGGCUACAGAGCGGCGCAGAGCCCCGUGGGGUUCCCGCCGAACUUCUUCCUGCCUUCGGCGUUUGGCCCAGGCUUGUUCCAGCCGCAGCGGCAGACAGACCCCUUCGGGCUGCCGCCUGGGCAACCACUUCCGCCUCCAGGGCCGCCACCACCACCAUCGGCGCCAGCGCAGCCUCAAGCACCGCCCCCUCCGCAGUCACCGCCACCGCCGCCUCCACAGCCAGAUGGUCCUCCGCCACUGCCACCACUACCGCAGUCCCAGCCUCAGUUCCUACCCGGAACUCAGUUUCCACAGUUUCCUCAGUGGCCUCCGGGAGGACAGUUCCCGCCGGGAGGCCAGUUCCCGCCCAGCCUACCGUUCCCACCAGGAGGCCAGUUCCCACCCAGCCUACCGUUCCCACCGGGAGCCCAGUUCCCACCAAUGAUGCCGCAGUUGCCUCCCGGCUGGCCCACGUCGGGGUCUGGGAACCCUCUGUCGGCGGUGCCGAUACUGUCGCCAGUCCCGACUGGGUUCGUGCCUCUCGGGUCGGGCCCCGUCCUGCCCAUGUCCCUGCCCCCGCAACAGCUGUCGGCGCCGCAGCUCCAACAGGCUCCUCAGCCAGCGCCAGGAGCGCGCUCUGCAGGCCCGGACCACGCGGAGCACUCCAGGUCGUCGCACCUGCUGGAGCCAGCGAAUCUCUUCAAGGCUGCGCGCCACUGGCACCGCCCUCCCACCACGCUCGUGCUGCCGCCGCCCACCACCUAUGUCAUCCCUGCGUCGCCGCCGCCGCCACAGCCUCAGCCGUACCCAUGGAUAUUCGUGCAACAUCUUCCCUUUGGAGUAGUGGAGGCGUGA